AUGAUGGCAAAGGACCUUAGACAUUUAUUAAGCAAAGAGGCGCUAAUUAGAAAACCAUCGCCAAUUAAAACUACCAUGGCAUAUUUUGAGGAUCCCAAAAUGGUAUUUUUAGGCGCUGGCAUGCCUCCUGGUGAAUUAUUCCCCAUAAAUUCAAUUACUAUAGAUGCACCUUUGCCACCUACUGCAAAUCCAGCUGAUUAUGAUAAGAGUGGGAUAGUUCUAGGUAAGAUUUUAAAAGUACUGUCGGAUCGCGAGUUUCUGUCCGAUAUUCCACUUGAAAGGGCGUUGCAAUAUGGUAAUUCGCGAGGACAAAAAGAGCUCUUGGAUUUCUUGAAGCAACACAUGUUGGAGUUUCACAGGGUGUUAUAUGAAGACUGGGAUAUUAUCACCACUGCUGGUGCUACUCAAGCAUGGGAUGCAACAUUAAGGGUAUUUUGUGAUCCCGAUGACAGUAUUCUUCUCGAAGAAUUGACUUAUUCCUCAUCUGUGGAAGCCGCAGAAUCACAGCUUCUAUAUUGCGUUGGUAUGGAGAUGGAUGAGGAUGGUAUUAUUCCUGAGAAGCUUGCAUAUCUACUAGAAAAUUGGAAUGAAUUACAUCCAGGGCGCAGAUUCCCUAAAUUAUUGUAUACUAUACCAACAGGACAAAAUCCAACUGGUGCCACUCUAAGUGAAGAUCGUAAACCAAUCAUAUACGCUCUUGCAAAUCGCUACGACAUGAUGAUAAUUGAGGAUGAUCCUUAUUACUACUUGAAUAUGGGAGAAUACGUUCCUGGUUUGAUUAGGACCGAUGAGAUGUACAAUACAACAACUCAAUUCUUCAUAGAAAAUCCCAAACAGUUCAAAAAAUCGUUAUCCAAAUCUUUCUUAGAAUUAGAUUUUGAUGGAAGAGUAAUAAGGUUAGAUUCCAUGACAAAGAUCUUUGCGCCAGGUUGUCGUACUGGCUGGAUAAUGGGUCCCAAAUAUUUGCUCGACAUUUAUUGGAAUUUACACGAAUUAUCAAUCCAAUCCACCUCGGGGUUCUCACAAAGUAUCAUAAAUGGCAUUUUAUGUCGCUGGGGCCAUGAACGCUACAAGAACUGGCUAAUUCAAUUGUGCCAGCUGUACACUAAGAAGCGCGAUUUCUGCCUCGACUGCUGCUACAAAUAUCUUCCAUUGGAUUUUGUGCGUGUCCCUGCACCAAUGGCUGGAAUGUUCUUCAUGGUUUACUUUGAUGCCCUGAGGCAUCCACUCUUUGAAACAAAAUUUGAGUCUGAUCCGAAUCAAGUCGAAGAAUAUUUGUACAAAAGGUUCGUAGAAGAGGGCGUUUUAUUAGCAUGUGGUUCUUGGUUUAAAGUCAAUCGUAACAGUCGAAAAAAUACAGAAAUAUCUUUUAGAGGAACAUUUGCAGCUCCACAACCUGCAGCUUUAGAAUUAGGUAUAAGAACUGCUGCAAAGGUAAUUCGGACUGAGUUUAAAUUAUGA
Messenger RNA from Eremothecium sinecaudum, 1461 nucleotides. RefSeq names its product HGL088Wp. Bases 1 to 1461 code for a protein of 486 amino acids. The transcript has a single exon. Gene Ontology annotation, biological process: aromatic amino acid catabolic process; L-tyrosine biosynthetic process. The record is from RefSeq and is a predicted model, not a curated record. Lineage: Eukaryota; Fungi; Ascomycota; Saccharomycetes; Saccharomycetales; Saccharomycetaceae. Gene Ontology annotation, molecular function: pyridoxal phosphate binding; aromatic-amino-acid:2-oxoglutarate transaminase activity; L-2-aminoadipate:2-oxoglutarate transaminase activity.